CUAUAGAUUUGUUUUAUUUACUUGUGGCCCACGGAAGCUCUGCUGCUGCUAUAGGAUGGGCUUUUUGGAUAUUAUUUACCGUAAUUCUUUUUAUAGUAACAAUAGUGACUUUUGUAUUUGCGAUUCUAGCAUUUAAAAAUUUUGGCAAAGGGUUGCCAACAUAUGUUAAUCAUUUAUCUCUACAAGAAUAUGAAUCGUCUCUAUUUUUACAGAAAGCGAAAGUCAUUGAUGCUGAAAAUCAUCGUGAUUUGCGUACAUGGCGUUCCGAAGAAUGA
Dentiscutata heterogama is the source of this 275-nucleotide messenger RNA. The record is from the annotation of a GenBank genome assembly. NCBI's taxonomy places the organism in Eukaryota, Fungi, Glomeromycota, Glomeromycetes, Diversisporales, Gigasporaceae.